AUGGAAAGACUGCGAAAACGUCUAUGCGCAGACGACGAGAUAAUUUGCCCCUACAGCGGGAAAUGUAUCCCAGAAUGCAGUGUGUGUGACGGCAUCGUGGACUGUGGGGACGAUGACGACGCCGACGAACGGAACUGCUGGCUUGCCGCCUGCCUAGAAAAGCACAGACGGGUGUGUACAGGGGAUGCUGGCUGCUACAGCCCCAGCCGUGUGUGCGACGGGGAAUGGAACUGCAUGGAAGACAAGGAGGACGAGCGGGACUGCUUCGGUAUGGUUCAGUUUAACACGGGCGGGACUGUCCCGUUUAACUUCACCAGUCGUGCUGGUAAAGAUGAGCAUUACCUGGCCAUAGCAGUGCCGGCCAGGGUGGUGAGGCUUACACCGGAAUCACGGCUGGGCAGGACUACAUGGGGGGUAGGACUACUGGGAUGUCCCAUGAAAGAGAAUCAUGUAAACUACACAUCUUGUGGGAAAGGCUGGACGAUGUUUGAAGAACGUUGCUACCAGAAGUUUCCCUCGCCGCUUGUCUGGUGGGCUGCGGAAAACUACUGCCAAUCCCUGGGGGGUCAUCUGGCGGCCGUCAACACGCCACAGGAAAACGGGUUCCUCCGAGACAACAUUGGAAAUGGGUGGAUAGGGAUGAAGAUAGGCGCUGUCUUGAUCAAGAAAGAGAGAGAGAAAAUUGUCAACUUCACUUGGAGCGACGGAAGUCCUGCGGGUGACGCUUUCAGGGAACAGGACAUUUCCUUCGACGGUUUCCCGGAAUACAUUUUGCGGUUUAAUGACCCCUUCUGUGCCUUCCUAGAAGACCACGGUCCAUGGAGCCUUCAGCCUUGCAGCCUGAUUGAGAAGGAAUUCAUCUGUGAGAAAGAUCCGGCAUCGUUCUUCGCCGAUGGCUGUGAAACUACCGCAAACUACAACUAUACCGAGUUAGAACAUGUAGAGGAGGCUGCCAGGGACGAACUAAGUGUACAUAUUCCGGACAUGACAGCGUGCGACGAUUGCAUGGCCAGGGAAACGUCCUGUGGGUAUGUCCUUUGUGGCAUACCCGACCAAUAUCGCUGUGGGCUGAUCUACUCCCCCGGAUACCCACACGCCUUCCCUUCUUCAGCCAUCUGUCUGUGGACCAUCGAAGGUCCUCCUGGAAGCUACGUCACGCUUUUGCUGCUGGACGUAGAUUUGCCCUGCGCCAGCCGCGUGCUGCAGGUCAGGGACAGGUUCCUGACGGUAGGGUGGAACACGAUCCACGGGCUGUGUCGCGGCGAGGGCGAACAGAAGCGUUAUGUGUCGAGCUCCAAUGAGAUGCGUCUGGUCAUGCUGGCGACGACUCACAUUGCUGAUUUUGGCGCUAGUCGCGGGUUUAUAGCGACGUACAACGUCAGUAAGUUCAGCCCUAGCCGAAAAGUGGAGGGCAUUCCUGAUGAUGCAGGCUUCAUCUGCCCAUGCGGUUGGCGUUUGUUCCGACGAAACUGCUACCUGACAUCUCGCCAUCACGUACGGGUGAACUGGGAGGAGGCAGACGCCAAGUGCCGAGAGUUUGGCACCAACUUAACCAGCAUCGCUGACCGGGCAGAGAUGGAGUUUCUCCACCUGCUGUUGGUCACCAACGUUGUCGUCAAACGCAUCGUUGAUCCAACGCUUUACAUUGGUCUGUACGACAUCCACCUGAACCGAACCUUCGUCUGGACCGAUGGCAUCCCGGUGACUUACAUGGACUGGUCACCCAUGGAUGUAAGAACCUGGUUCCCACAGCCGGACGGCGCCAAGAUGAGCUACUGCGUUGCCAUAGUGAUGAAGAACGUCUGGGGAACUGACCAGUGGUACGACGUGUCCUGCGAUGAACGAGCCACACGGUCCUUCAUCUGCAAGCGUGCGGCCGGAAGAGUGACCCGUCCGGGAGACAAUGGCUAAACAGCGCAGUCAGAGAGGGCAGCUUAGCCGCAAUACAUGCUGUUGUGUGACCCUACUAGCCCCACAGAUAUAGCAGCGCUAAUGUUGUUUGGGCUAAAUUGUUUGCCAGAUACUUUUGAAGUGAAGAAACAUACACACACACACACACACACACAGACACACACACACACACACACACACACACACACACACACACACACACACACACACAUUACAACACGCACACACACACGCAUAUA
Messenger RNA from Branchiostoma floridae (Florida lancelet), 2150 nucleotides. RefSeq lists its product as uncharacterized. Gene Ontology annotation, molecular function: protein binding. Bases 1 to 1911 code for a protein of 636 amino acids. The record is from RefSeq and is a predicted model, not a curated record. Lineage: Eukaryota; Metazoa; Chordata; Leptocardii; Amphioxiformes; Branchiostomatidae. The transcript has 12 exons.